AUGUCAACUUCUUCUCCGAUACUGAAAAUACAAGGCAUUGAAGAUUUACCUGAUAUUGGCGAAUGGCCCAGAUGGUGGCGGGGUGUCACAUCGUUGUAUGCUGCUGACAUUGCCAUCAAUCAUAUUUAUUCAGCAACUCUUGGCCAUCAACAUGAAUCGAAUGCUCUAGAUCACCCAUCUUAUUCGACCGACUCAGUAUGGAAUGCUUGGCAUAUUCAUUGCUUACAUAAUGAGGAGUAUUUUGCCAAAUUCAAACAUCGAGAAGAGUUACAGGAAUUCCUAAAACGUAAACAAGAAGAUCGAAUCACAGAAAUGGUCAAUGCUAGCUCGAGAGAUGUGUUUCUAUCUGGUGUUGUAAAUGAAUAUGAAAAGACACAAAUGAAUAAUGAAAUUCCAAAGGGCAAUACAACAGUUCGUGAUUACGUCACAGCAUUGGCAUGGCGAAAAGCUUAUUCAGCUAUUGGCGCCAUUAAUAUGGAUUAA
This is a messenger RNA of Rotaria sp. Silwood2, 483 nucleotides long. NCBI's taxonomy places the organism in Eukaryota, Metazoa, Rotifera, Eurotatoria, Philodinida, Philodinidae. The record is from the annotation of a GenBank genome assembly.